ACGCUGAACUCUAGACAAGAACCGAACUGCCUCCGGCGCCAAGGAGCCGAACGUGUCAAACGCCAGGGGGACAAAGGCAUGCUGAUUAUCCUCACAAGCUUUCACGUGCUUUUCCACCUUCUUUGACUCUGCUUUCAGUACCGCUCGCCCCGCCACAAACCCAAAUGCGUUAUGAGCAAAAGGGCAUAAAGUUUAACCUGCUCUACAAAAGAAAAUACCAACACUGUACAACCAAAUGUGCUAUUAUGCUAAAACUUGAUAUUUUUUAUCUAGCAUUGUCUUCAACUAUACUCUUAUUCUUUGAUUAUAACUCGUCUUUUGCGUAUGUUGGCUUGAUCAGAUUUUCGGUUUUGGGUCAUUUGCUAGGCAAUUUACCGGCAAGGAUGCUAAGGUCGCCCUUGAACUUUCGUUUAUGGAGAUUGUUCAGGGAAGUACAAAACAUAUAGGAUACAGCGCAACCUGAGAUGAACUGUUUGGAUGCAACUUUAGUUACCAUAUUUCAGAUACAUAUGGAGGAAGGGCCUGGUGAUAUACUUGUUUUUUUAUCUGGUCAAGAAGAGUUUGAAUCCAUUGAGGGUCUUGUGCAUGAAAAUCUCAAGAAAUUACCUGAAGCCAAUCAGAAACUCUUAAUUUAUCCAUUGUUCUCUUCUCUUCCAUCGGAGAAGCAAAUGAAAGUUUUCACACCUGCUCCAGUUGGGUUCAGAAAGGUUAUACCGGCAACAAACAUUGUUGAAACAUCAGUAAGAAUACCACGAGUCAAGUAUGUUAUUCAUCCUGGAUUGGUAAAAGUGUGCAAUUACUCUCCUGACAGUGGGAUCGAAUCUUUGAUUGUUGUUAAAACUUCGAAAGCUCAAGCUCUUCAAAGAAGGAUGAUCCCCUAUAUGUUGCUGCCAGGCAAGAUGGGAAGAUAUUAGUCUCUAGUCUGUGGGUUGAUCACAGUUUUGAUGUUGGAGCGCCUGUGGAUACAACCUCGGUGACGCUGAUUAUUUAACUCGCAUGAAGAUUGUGAAAGAGAUUCAUGAACACAAUGAAGUUUUGAGUUUUUAUUCAUACACUUUAGUUUAUUUUGGUUAUAUGUUUGAUCAUUAGACUUAGAUCGGCACUUAUUAGCCAUUUCAAAUCUUCGGAAGAUUGAUUGAACUUUUAAAUUUUAAUUGAAGUGAUUAUUUUAUGA
Helianthus annuus (common sunflower) is the source of this 1174-nucleotide messenger RNA. Its product is annotated as pre-mRNA-splicing factor ATP-dependent RNA helicase DEAH10-like. The transcript is spliced from 5 exons. Gene Ontology annotation, molecular function: RNA binding. NCBI's taxonomy places the organism in Eukaryota, Viridiplantae, Streptophyta, Magnoliopsida, Asterales, Asteraceae. The record is from RefSeq and is a predicted model, not a curated record. Gene Ontology annotation, biological process: positive regulation of transcription by RNA polymerase I. Gene Ontology annotation, cellular component: intracellular anatomical structure; nucleolus. The coding region runs from base 465 to 914 and encodes 149 amino acids.